GUUCCCUCCAGCGGCAGGGAGCUUCAUUUUCUGAUCUGCUUUUGUGCUAAAAUGGAGGCUGGCCUCUCGCCCUGAGUGGAUCGCCUUCCUGGUUGAGUUUUAGAUGUUGACAUGCAAUAAAGCCGGAGACAGGAUGGUUGUGGAUGCACCCAAUUCCAACGGGCCCUUUCAGCCGGUGGCUCUAAUGCACUUCAGAGAUGUGGCCCCCGCCGAACAGGAGAAGCUCUUCAUCCAGAAGCUGCGGCAGUGCUGCGUUCUUUUCGACUUCCUGUCCGACCCCCUGAGCGACCUGAAAUGGAAGGAGGUGAAGCGGGCGGCCCUGAGCGAAAUGGUGGAGUACAUCACCCACAACAGGAAUGUCAUCACAGAGCCCAUCUACCCAGAGGUGGUGCACAUGUUUGCUGUUAAUAUGUUCAGGACGUUGCCUCCUUCGUCCAACCCUACCGGAGCAGAGUUUGACCCAGAGGAGGAUGAGCCCACACUAGAGGCAGCAUGGCCCCACCUACAGCUCGUCUAUGAAUUUUUCCUUAGGUUUUUAGAAUCAUCUGACUUCCAGCCCAACAUAGCAAAGAAGUACAUCGAUCAGAAAUUUGUGAUGCAGCUCCUAGAACUAUUUGACAGUGAGGAUCCCAGAGAGAGAGACUUCCUGAAAACUACUCUCCACAGGAUCUAUGGAAAGUUUCUGGGGCUGAGAGCGUACAUUAGAAAACAGAUCAAUAACAUUUUCUAUAGGUUUAUCUAUGAGACGGAGCACCAUAACGGUAUAGCUGAAUUACUGGAAAUACUUGGAAGCAUAAUCAACGGGUUUGCCUUACCACUGAAAGAGGAGCACAAGAUUUUCCUGUUGAAGGUUUUAUUGCCUCUGCACAAAGUCAAAUCACUCAGUGUCUACCAUCCACAGCUGGCUUACUGUGUGGUGCAGUUUUUGGAAAAGGACAGCACUCUAACUGAGCCGGUUGUAAUGGCUCUUCUAAAGUACUGGCCAAAGACUCACAGUCCCAAGGAGGUGAUGUUCCUGAAUGAGCUGGAGGAGAUCUUGGACGUCAUCGAGCCCUCAGAGUUUGUGAAGGUGCAGGAGCCUCUCUUCAGGCAGCUGGCGAAGUGUGUGUCCAGCCCACACUUCCAGGUGGCAGAGAGGGCUCUGUACUACUGGAACAACGAGUACAUCAUGAGUCUGAUCAGCGACAACGCAGCAAAGAUUCUGCCCAUCAUGUUUCCCGCCCUGUACCGCAACUCAAAGACGCACUGGAACAAGACCAUCCACGGCCUCAUCUACAACGCCCUGAAGCUUUUCAUGGAGAUGAACCAGAAGCUCUUUGACGACUGCACACAGCAGUUUCGGGCUGAAAAAAACAAGUACACUCCAAAUUCUGUGGUUCUGUCUUUAGAGAAGGCCAAGUCAAAAGAACGUGAAGAGGCUUGGAUCAAGAUCGAGAACCUUGCAAAAUCGAAUCCACAGCUGCAGCACGAACAGCGAAAAGAACGGCCGAUGGUGCGACGCAAGUCCGAACUGCCUCAGGAUAUCUACACCACAAAAGCCUUGGAGUCCCACCGCAGAGCUGAAGAAAUGUUGACCCCCCCAUGAUGGACUCUAGGCCCCACCAUCUUCCUCCUGCCCUCUACAGCCAUGGACAUCUGCGCCCAGAUGCCAGAAUUCUGCUGGUGAACCGUGCUGGGCUUUCCAUCCGUCUGCCCAUCACCACCUUUCCUCAGAAUCCUUCUUUCUAAACCAUUCCUGCUGCCCAGUGCAGACACCCCGUGUCCAUCACCCACAGUUUCUACUUUCUCAGGUUUUUUUUCUUU
This is a messenger RNA of Menidia menidia (Atlantic silverside), 1803 nucleotides long. NCBI's taxonomy places the organism in Eukaryota, Metazoa, Chordata, Actinopteri, Atheriniformes, Atherinopsidae. The record is from the annotation of a GenBank genome assembly.